AUGUCGACGAGCGCAACAAACACGGAAGCCGCCGCCGCCAGCAGCAGCCCGGGCAAGCGGUGCGCGGCGUGCAAGAACCAGCGCAGGAAGUGCGGCCACGACUGCGUCCUCGCACCCUACUUCCCGGCAUCGGAUCCCCAGAGAUACGCAUGCGUGCAGAGGGUCUUCGGCGCCAGCAAUGUCGCAAGAAUGCUCCAGAAUCUCCCUGUCCACGAACGAGCCAGAGCAGCGGACACGAUGGCGAUGGAGGCGCGCCGGCGGGUGCAGGACCCGGUGUACGGAUGCGCCGGGAUCGUGGGCCGCCUCCAGGGAGAGAUCAGAGCGGCGCAGUGCGAGCUGGCCAGGACGCAGGCCCAGAUCGCCGUGCACGCCGCGGCAGCCGCAGUUCGCGCGCGCCCGGCGCCGGCGGUGGACGCGCUGGCGGCGGGACAGCACGCGCCGGCAGCCCCUCUGCAGCAGCAAGACGAUGACGCUGCAUUCCAAGGAUUGGACGCCCUGCUCAUCGAUGACUGUCGCUGGGACGGUUUAGCUCGUUUGCUUUGA
Molecule: messenger RNA, 543 nt
Organism: Sorghum bicolor (sorghum)
Lineage: Eukaryota; Viridiplantae; Streptophyta; Magnoliopsida; Poales; Poaceae
Product: LOB domain-containing protein 24
Exons: 2
Coding region: 1-543 (180 amino acids)
Source: RefSeq, a predicted model, not a curated record